Molecule: messenger RNA, 7110 nt
Organism: Maylandia zebra (zebra mbuna)
Lineage: Eukaryota; Metazoa; Chordata; Actinopteri; Cichliformes; Cichlidae
Source: RefSeq, a predicted model, not a curated record
GCAGUAUUUUUAACCCAUGCCCCGAACUGCACGUGUGCCUUUAUACUGAUUUAUUGCCAUAGCAACCUAAAGAACGUAAUACUUGACGAGACGACAUUUCGCCAGCCUUAUUUACUUUGCAAUACCUGCUGGCGUUGUACCUUUACGUCAACACAGUAGGUUUUACACUUCCGUUUAACCUGAAACGCGUCGGUACAGUUUGUUGCUGCUCCACCUCUGUGGUAAUUUCUAGCAAAGGGUACACCAGAACACCGUAAUGGCUAGUUUAAACACCGACGCAGUCUAUCGGCGUGACUAGUAGGAUCAUUACGGUAAAUGUAGGUUGCUGAGCCUGUGUGUGUCCGACAGACCGGGAGUUCCUCUGGAAGACACUACGCCGAACAGGUCUCGGAUGUUAUCCUUUCUUGUGAGCCUCGAACAACAUUUCAUCUAGCCAGGUGCAACAAAAGGGCCUGUCGCACUUGGCUUUCUCUAUUCUUCUGACAAUCUCUACGUCAGUCUUUUGAUAGUGGGAGAGAAGAUAGUUUCUCUGGAUCCAGCCUGACUCCUAUUCCAAAGUUCCAUCCCACCUAAUCAGAAGGAGAGACCCCAACCCUUGCUAAACCUCUUCGGCUGCUAGCUAGCAUCAGCAUGGCAGACAGUCGACAGCCAGAAGACGGUACCCCUCAGUGGGACCCAUCAGCGGGGCAGGAGCCUGGUGGCACCCAUGGAGCCAAUGGCUACUCCUCCUCAGCCUACAGGACCUGCCAGCCUGGUGGGACCCAUGUGGCCACAGCCCCCUAUUCUGCCAGGGAGAACGGCUUCAACGGUGAACUAACUGGAGCUCACGCUAUAACUGCAGAGCAAGUGUCAGCCCGGAUUGUACAGGAAGUGACAGCAGAGGCAGUGGCAGUACUGAAGGGAGAGCAGGAGACUCAAAGACUGCCAUCAGUUGAAGACACCACCAAUUUGCCUCCCUCGCCUCCCCCCUCACCUGCUGCAGAGCACUUUGGACCUCUAGAACAAGAUGUAGGGGAUGAGGAGGAGGCGGGCCCUCUCCGCCGCUUCCAAAAUUCUCGUGAGAGGUGCAAGUUCCUCGCCCCCUCCAUCUCAGUUUCCGUGCCCGAGGACGACCCCUACCACUCCGAAGAGGAGUACUAUGAGCACCCAUUGUUCAGCCCAGAGUGGACGCACUCGGGCUCUCGCCCCACAGGGCAAGCCGUGGCCUUUAGACAGAUUGAAGAAGAGACCAUGGAGGCUCUUACAGCUGAAUACGAGGAGGAGGUGGAAGAUGAGGAGGAGAGUGCAGAGGCAGCAGAGUCCGAGGCAGCUCUUGAUGAGCAGCAGUGGAGUGGGGAAGAGCCCGAGCUGGACAGCCCCCAAGCUGAGCCCUUAGAGCAGGCAGAGGCCAUAGACGAGGCCCAGGAUCUAGACCUGGAGCCGGCUGAGGCAGCUAGUGCUACUGCAGAGAGCUCUAUGGACAGAGAGGAGGAGGAAGCAGAGGGUGAGGAGAGCCCGGAGACAGCUUUGAAGAUGGAGACAGACAAGCAGGACAGUGGAUCCAUGAGCCCUGACAGCAUUGGAUCAGAGAAACGCCCAGAGGAGUUUUAUGAGCCCCAGAUCCAAGGGUUCUUUGCUGGUGAACGAGUUGUACCAGAGAGUCCCACCAUGGAUAUGCCAUCCUUUGUACCCCCAGAUGUUCAAAGUCAAGCCAAGGAACCCGUCAGAUCGAUCACACUUCAGCCUACAUAUGGUGAGCCGAUUACAGUGUCAGAGAAGCAGCCAUCAGUGGAGGUGGUAGAGUUCAGCAGCAUCAGCUCUCCUGCUGAUUUCACAUCAGUGGGAGCCAAAGUUCAAGGAGGAGACUCAACAAGUGACACAAAAGACAGAUCUGGGAUGUCAGCCUAUUUUGAAACAUCAGCCAUGGAGGUUAGUGAAGGUCCUCACAGUAAAGGUGAGGGUUAUUACGAACUGAGUAGAGCUGGUGAAAAGCAGAGUACUGAUGAUACCAGUUCUCCUGAGAUCAGCUACAGCACACUUGCUGAAGCUCAAGAUAAACCUGAAGCUAAAAAAAGUACAACAGAAGACACUAGGGUAUUUACAGUUCCUGACAGGAGUAAUGACUGCAGGCUUUCCCCAGGUAAACUUGCCUUAGAGCAGAGGAGUUACUCACUUAACAUCACCAUAGGAGCAAUGGAUCAAAGUGGCCAAGGUAGACAAAGAAACUUCUCCCCACUGGCCACAGAUAUCAUGUCAUAUACCAGUGGAAGCUUAGAUGACUCAGCAGACUACCUUCCAGUUACCACACCAUCUGCAGAUAAGCCACCAUCUUUCCCUCCACUCAUACUUGAGACGGCAGCUUCCAUUACUUCAGACUCCUCAUCUCCUCCAAGGAUCGCAGAGCAGCCUCCAAAACCUAGUCCUGAACCGGAAUCUCCAGAAUCCCCUGAGCCUCCCAAGAAUACAUAUAAAAAUGGCACAGUAAUGGCACAAGACUUGCCCGAAAUGCUUGACCUUGCUGGUAACCGUUCGGGACUGCAAUCAGAAAACAGUGACCCAGAAAUCAUUCGGAGGAAGUCGAUUCAAUCUGAUUCUUCUGCCUUAAAUUAUGACCCACUGGCUAGCCUAAUUUCAGGGGAACAGAGUCCUGGAGCUAGAAAGAGUGACAGCCAGCUGGAAGAGAUGGGUUAUUGUGUUUUUAGUGAAUAUUCAGGGCCCAUGCCGUCCCCUGCAGAUGUGUUCAGCCCUACAGACACUUCUGCACAAGUCUUCACCCCGUCUGUCCUGGAGGAAAAGGUAGCUGAGCAGGCAAGAAAAUUAGCAGUCAGAGAUGUGUCUUUGGAGGAUAAGACACAGCCAUCAGGAGUUGCUGAUGCAGCUGAAGAAAAAGACCAGAAAGAAGAAGAGAGAAAAGAUUCAGCUGAAGAAAAUAAAAAGAACAAAGAAGAUGAUCAGAUGAUUACCUCUGUAAGCGAGACACCACUUGCUCAGCCCUGUGAGCCUUUUGUGACACCAACUGUCACUGUGACACUGGAGGAAGGUGGGAGGUCAGUGAGCGAGACUGAACGGCAAGCCAGCGGUGAAGGCUCAGCGUCAGAAACUGAGAUUGCUGACUAUGAGAGGCAGAUCCGGAAACUGGAGAUGGAGGACAGGCCUCUCAGUUUGGAGGAGGAGCGAGAGCUGCAGGAGCUUCGAGAGAAGGUGAAGCUGGUGCAUCAGGAAGCCUAUGAGGAAGUGGAUGCUGAAGAUGUGUACCAGCUGACUGGUGUGGCCAAGGACCGAAUUGCCAGGCCUGUUAAAACUUCAUCUGCCUCAUCUGUGGAGAGCAAUAUCGAUGAUGACAAGCUGCUCUCCCCAGUGCUCUCACCCUCCAAACUUAAACAAAGAGAAAUGUAUGGCUCCCCGAAAAGAUCAGCUUCACCUGUGUUAGGCAUAAACAAAGAUGAGAGAGAAGAUCCAGAAAAGAAAAUGAAGGCAGAGCAAGAGAAAGAAGCAGUCGAGAAGAAACUUAAAGAGGAGGAAGAAAAGAAAAAGAAGGAGUUGAGAGAGAAGGAAGAGAAAGAAACAAUAGAAAGGCAGCUGAAAGAAAAGGAAGAGCGUGAGAAGGAAGAAGAGAUGAACACAAAAGUUGCAGACCAGCCUGAAGUGGAUGCAAGACAAAAAGAAGCUGAUGCAAUAAAGCCUGCUGAGGUUGAGAAGAUGAAGGACAAAGGCGACGUGACGAAGGAAAUACCCGAGGCUCAUGCUGCCAUUGAGUCUGUGGUGACAGUUGAAGAUGAUUUCAUUACUGUGGUCCAAACCAUUGAUGAAGCCGAAGAGCCGGGCCACAGCGUUCGUUUCUCUGCCCCACCUGAGGCCGAAGCAGUUUGCAUUGCUGCCCAGAAAGAAGAAGAAGAAGAGGAAGAAGAGUCUGUGGAGCUGGCUCAGGAAGCGGACAUAGAGGCUGCCAGUUUAGAGGAAAUGGGAGAUGUUCCUGAAAUUCCCGGCUCCCCCGAGAGGGAGGCUCAGACCAUAGAAACAGAAGGACCAACAGAAAGCUAUGAUAGAGAUGAAACCACAAUGGAUGACUCCAUUCUGGACAGCUCCUGGGUUGACACUCAAGAUGACGAUAAGAGUAUGGUAACGGAGCACACUGAGCCUUUGCCCAAGAUGUCUAGUCCGGUCAAAAAACCUGCUGUGGUCCAGAACAAACUGGCACAACAGUGGAAGACAGAGAAACAGGAAAAGCCUGUUAAAGCCAAGACUAAGGGGGGGCGGCCUAAGGGACGAAUCUCGACUCCAGAACGCAAACCUACCCGCAAAGAACCUGCCUACAUCCCCAAAGAGGAACUCAAGAAGAAAAAAGCAGUGAUAAAGAAGGCUGACCUGGCCAAAAAAAUGGAGACUCGGACUCAAUCCCCGUCCAAGAGGACUGCGGGGAAAGCAGCAGUCCGCCAGACCCGUCCUAUCCAGCACCACUCCUGCCCCAGGAGAAUAACCACAGAGGUCCUACCUGACAGUCGUCAGCCUCUCAGCGUUGCCAGACAGUCUCGUGACAGAGCAUCGUGCCAUGCCCAUCAUUUACCGUUUACAAAGAUCCCCACCUUCAUAUCCAGAGCGGCUGCCUCGCUAGAUAGACCUCGUCCAUCCUCAGCAGAGCCUCAGGGCUCCACAGAAUUACAGAAACAAAUAGCUAAGGAUGGUGGGUCACGGAGCCCAGAGAAGAGGUCUUCAGUGCCACGCCACACCUCAUUUAUGAGUCGCCGUGGGCCCCAUGACCAUGAAGAGAGCUCUACCUCUAUCACUAGCUCUGGCUCUACGGCUCCUCGCAGGCCCACAUCAUUUCGCACUGAGAUGAGGGCAGAACACAGGACAGGGCGAGCUCCUAGCAUGACAGUUACAGAAUCAGUGCGCUCACGUUCAGCUCGCAGUGGCCACUCCACCCCACGCACCCCUGGCUCAACAGCCAUCACCCCAGGAACUCCUCCCAGUUACUCAUCAUCUUCGAGGACCCCCGGGACCCCACGCUCCCUCAGUCUGAUUUGUCAGGAGAGGAAGGUGGCUGUGGUCCGUACCCCACCCAAGUCACCUGCAACAACACCCAAGCAGCUCCGUAUUAUCAACCAGCCACUCCCUGACUUCAAGAAUAUCAAGUCUAAGAUUGGCUCCACAGAGAAUAUCAAGUAUCAGCCUAAAGGAGGACAGGUACAAAUACAGAACAAGAAGAUUGACUUGAGCCAUGUGACCUCCAAGUGUGGCUCUCUAGACAACAUCCAUCAUCGGCCAGGAGGUGGUAAUGUGCGUAUCGAGAGUGUGAAGUUGGACUUCAAAGACAAAGCCCAAGCAAAGGUGGGUUCCCUGGAAAAUGCUCACCACAUUCCUGGUGGAGGCCACGUCACGAUUGAAAGCCACAGGUUGACAUUUCGGGACAAUGCCAAGGCCCGAGUAGAUCAUGGAGCCGAGAUCAUCAUCCAGUCACCAGGUCUCUCUGGCUCAGUGUCUCCCCACCGCAUCCGCGAAAGCCAUCUAUCAUCCUCCGGGAGUCUCAACAUGAUGGAUUCCCCACAGUUAGCAACCUUGGCGGAGGAUGUCACUGCAGCUCUGGCCAAGCAGGGUUUGUGAACACUGGAUCUCUGGAUCGCUGCUCUGCACCCAAGACGUCCUCAUCCUGAUCCAUUCAAACUUUUCUGCCCUCUCCUGCCACCCUAAGGCUGACUGAUCACCGCUACUACUCAGCUAAACCGGUUCUAAGUAGAGACUCAAAGUAGGAGCUACUGUACUUUGGUCCUAUUUAUUCUGUUUUCUGUCUAUUUUAAACCCAAACGUCCUAUUUCUGAUUGAUUUUGAUCUCCCUCGUUUUGAAUGAUGUUGCAAAGAAAAGUUUGCUGUAACCUCUAAAUAGUGGGGACAAAAGAUUGGCUUUACUGGUCUUGGAUCAGUGUUGAAGAAGCAACAGCCUUUUUUCUACUUUGAAUAAGAAAUAACGCCACGACCACCACACCGCACGUGUUGCUCUUGUUCAGUAAACGUGCAUGGACACCCUAUCAAAACACGCAUCCUUACUGCAAAUCAUUCUUGUCAUCCAAUAUAUAAUAUAUUUAUCAAAUAUAUAUAGAAACAUGUAUAAAAUAAAGGUUCUUUGCCAUCUACAUGUCCUGAAAACAUUUUAAAAGGAAGUGACAAAAAUGGCUUGAAAAUCUGUAAAAUUGCAUUUAUGCAAGCAACUAGGUCAUGUUACCACGAGCAUGUAUGGAUUCAAGUCUUAAAAGAGGCUAUUUUGUAAUUUAAAAUAAGGAUUUUAGUAAGUUAUUUCCUCAUUUAUUGGAUAAAAAUUAAACAAGUUCAUGUUUUGUAGUUAAUAGUUGUUUACAGUGUAAUGCUUGGUGACAAUGUCAGACAGCUGAUUUGGUGUUGCUAAAGAAUGCAUCUCAGUCAUGUCAAAGUGCAUCACACACUUGCACCUGCUCAGCGGUUCAACGCAGAAGCCUGUCCAUACAUCACAGCAGUAUUAAACACUGGCACUCAUUCGACAAACAUCCUCAAAAGGAAAGUCUGUUCAGACGCAGCUCACAAGAAUAAACAGCACUGACAUUUCUCCAGUAUUACAGGCUGACAUUGCCCUCAUCGGGACUGCCGGAACCACAGAGGAGAUGCUACAAUUUGCGACCUGAUAUUUAGCAGAAGAUGCAGCUACUCUGAAAUCUGUCUGUGCGUGUGCUUUUUGGUGCAGGUCCCCUGCUGUUUUACAGCGGACGCUACCGUAUCUGGAUGUUUUGUUGCAAUAUGCGGGAGAAUAAAUUGGACAAAAAUAUUUUGAAAAAUCCUAAAAGUUAAAAAGACUCAGUCAACUCCUGUUAUGUCUGUUAGGAAAAAAAAAGUGUUUGGGUGAUCUAGUUUCUUUUUCAGACACCAUUUGUGGUAUGCCCUGCCCUCCUGCCCACUACUUACUGCCCUCACCUGCAACUGUUUGUUUGCUUCCGUGUUUUUUCUGCAUUCCCCAUCUCUGUGUGCCCCUUCCCCACCUCCUACUCCAACCUACAGCAACUGUAAAUGUAUUUAAAAGGUCAAGUAGAUGUACGCAGUUUUUCUCUUGUUGAUAUGACACCAGUUACAAUAAUUAAUGACAAUAAAACGACCAAAAAAUGGGAAAAA